UUAUGUCCGAACCCACAGGGCUAUCACGUUUGCCUGUACUGCAAUCGCACUUUCUCCAGCGCUUCACUCUACGCCAACCAUAUAAACAGGCCAGUGGCUCAAGUGCUCUACCGUUGCCACCUCUGCUCCACACAGUCGGACACUGCGCACACACCCACAGUAAUACCUGUGUUACAGCGGCCUUCAUUCUCCUCCCACACCACCGUCUCCCCUAGUGGCUCUGGCGAUCCUGUCCUGGCGAUGCCCUCUCCGUGUAACCUCUCCGCUCCGAACCUCUGCGCUCUCUAUGUACACAUGGCACAGUGGCACGCCAAUGAGCCGGUUGCAGCAUGGCGACUUAUUCCUUCGCACCUCACUGUCAAUGCUCUUCCUUGGUUUGAUAGUAAAGCUAAAGCCGAGAGCGUGGACGGAGCCUCACGAUCAGCUCCCAUUCAACCACCUUUGGCAACUUCGCUACCUUCUACUACCUACAUUGAUGGACAGGAGCUUAUUGACCUCGGCAAUGAUCUUGAUCGGCGCUUGACAAAUCUGCUACGUGCUGGAGAGUUCACUUUUUUGGCUGGGGAAGUAGGCGGCAGGGCGGAGGAGAAGACGUUCCUUGGCGUGCCCGACAUCAGGUUGAUGACCUCCAGUUUGACCCAAUUUCCUCUUACCCUAACGCAACCUACCGAUCUCUCGGUGGAUGGUCUCCCCCGUUCUCUUGCCUCGCCCAUCUGCCACCUCCUGUUUCGCUUGGCUGAAGCUUCUAUCUGGCACGGAUACUUCUUCCUCACUGGGUGGUAUCCAUCGUUUAAAGAUGUUCAGGAUACCGGUUUGUCACUGCCAUGCGCAGCCAGUGUAAAACAAAUUGAGCAGGCUUACAACGCCCUUCUGAGAGACUCACAAACCGACACUGGAUGCCGAACUGGGAGAGGAGAGGGGCGAGGCGUGUUGCGCUGCUUGCUGUGUGGUGAAUUUUCCACCAACAGUGUUGCUGCCUUGAGGGCACAUCUCAACGGUAAUGGAAGUGAUUCCGAUGUCUCUCCUGCAAAGUGCGCACUCUGUGCCCUCUCGGUGGUGCACAACCGGAAAGACAUGGUGCUGUGCUCCAUCAAGGCACAUCUUCUACUACAUUUGGACAUUUAUCUAAUGUGUCCGCAGUGUGGAUUCACUCCACCCCCGGAUUUGACCGCUUCCCUGGCCGAGGUUUGUUUGCGCCUUCACUUGCGAUUCGUCUGUUUCCACUUCAAUCUGGUCAAGGUGUUACUUUGUUCAAGAGGAUCCUGCAAAGAUCGGACCUUUCUUACAAUGGAGAGCUUCGUGCAGCAUUGGUUUGAGAUGCACACUGCGCGCAAGUACGCCUGUCAACUCUGUGGCAGUCUUGGUCAACGGAGGAAGAUGGAGGAUGGCAUUGCUGAUGGUGCAUUUUUUCUCCUCUAUCGUUGA
This is a messenger RNA of Hydatigera taeniaeformis, 1425 nucleotides long. The record is from the annotation of a GenBank genome assembly. NCBI's taxonomy places the organism in Eukaryota, Metazoa, Platyhelminthes, Cestoda, Cyclophyllidea, Taeniidae.